Messenger RNA from Purpureocillium lilacinum, 261 nucleotides. RefSeq names its product diphthamide biosynthesis protein 3. The record is from RefSeq and is a predicted model, not a curated record. Lineage: Eukaryota; Fungi; Ascomycota; Sordariomycetes; Hypocreales; Ophiocordycipitaceae.
AUGUCGGACGACGAGAAUCUCUCCAUAUACGAUGAAAUCGAAAUCGAGGACAUGACCUUUGACGAGGCGCAGCAACUCUACCACUACCCGUGUCCUUGCGGCGACCGCUUCCAGAUUGCCCUGGACGAUCUCCGCGAUGAGCAGGACAUUGCCGUCUGCCCCAGCUGCAGUCUGAUGAUUCGGGUCAUCUUUGACCUCGAUGAUCUGCCCAAGCCGCCGCCCUCGAGCAACCCUGGGGGCCAGGUCCCCGUCGCGGUGUAA